AUAUCUCAAAAUACACAUCUCUAGAAAUGUGCACAUGUGCACAGAAAUAUCUCAAAAUAAAGUAGUUUAGUUUUUUUUGUCGUAGGCUGUGAAAUGUUUUAGUGAAAGAAUUUCAGUAAAAAAUUUCAACUGGAAGAUACCAUAUAAGCAAAACAAUAAUAUACGAACCCGUGCAUUUGCUAUAGUUUAUUUUAUAGUUUGCCUCCUUUUAACUUGGCGCAAUUUUUGGAGCUGGAAAUGUAUUCACAUCCUGCUGGCUCUCAAGUGCUAGUGACCUAGAUUACAGGAGACACUAAACCGAAACCACCAAUUCGAGCCUGUCCUGUGACCGAGUGUCAUCGAGUCCUCGUCGUCGUCCUUAAAUCCCUUCCAGAGCGGCGAACAACAACAACAAAGUAAAGGUCACACGAGUCGCGAAGCAAAUAUGUUAAAUCUCCAUCAGUAAUAAUAACCGCCAAUUAAAAAUCAUUCACAGUCUAGGCUAAUUUUAAGAGUUUUGUGUGUGUUUUGGAAAAAGAAGGCAACGAUCUGCAGGAUCUGCGAACGAGAACGAGCUUAUUAAACAAUUCCCAACCAAGUAUUAUAGCACCUGACAUGCGUAACAACAGUGGCUACAACCUAGCCAGCAGUAAUGUGAACAACAACAACAACCAUAACCACAAUUAUAACAACAGCAGCAGCAACACCGCCGCCAAAAAUAGUGCCCGCUACUGCAAUGUGGACAAUACGUUUUAUUAUUAUAAUUAUAAUGAUUAUGACUGCAACUUGCCAGGCAUCCCAUCCACGUGGAGUCGCCAAAAUCAAAAUCAGAAUUUAAAUCACAACCAGAAUCAAAAUCUCAGCCAUCCGUCGAAGCGAAUACCCACCAAGUCAGCGGCAAGAUUGCAAUAUCAGCAGCCAGUAGCAGCUAAUUCGGCACCGGACUCCUCACUUUUUGCGGAUGCAUUUGGCCAGCCGUGUUUGGGGAAUCAGCGUAUAGCUGGGAACAAGAGCUGCGAGUAUGUCUAUCAGCCGGUGCGUCAUAUCGAGGAUCAAUAUCCCAGUAAUCCCUCCAAGAGAGAGUUAAAAUAUCGGCAGCAGCAGCAACAGCAGCAGCAGCAGUACCAACAACAGCAGCAGCAUCCGUCUCAUCAACAAAUGCUACUACAGCCAUCACUCGUUUAUCUCGAUACGGAUGUAAAAAAGCGAAAACCUUUGAGGGCCGGCCGCGUCACCGAAUAUUUGGACAAUGGUCCGGAUCGGUAUCGUGGCCGUAAUUCUCCCACACCGGAGCAGACAUGGGAUGCUAUACUCUCGGAGCGGGCAGUCCAGUAUCCCACAACCAAUCAGCACUAUCAGCAUUAUUUUUCGUAUUUUUACAAUCGUGGCGCUGAGAAGUUGCCGAAGCCGUCGUUCGCCGUUGUCAACAGCCGCAAACUGCCAAUGAGUAAAAUUCAAAAGUCGGAUGCCAGUCGACGGGAUUCGAGGGACUUUGGUGACACCAUCACCAUCUUUGGCCGAUCGGAAGCUGCGGACGAUCGCAACUGGCAGAAGUCGGAGAAGAAUGUGCUGAAGGAGAAGCUGCCGAGCAAUGAUCUGAAACAGGGCUAUAUCGACAAUGGAUGGGGCGAGUCGGUUGUCGGUAAUGGCAACUCGAUGCGGCUGAAGGCUGGAGAGGAUUUAAGGGAUAUUAACGAUGCCUACGAUGUCCCUGAUCUAGUUGAUAACCAAUUCGAGCAAGUCCAUCGUCGGUAUUGCAAACUUUCCGAGAAUGCCGCCCUCGACGCGGGCGACACCAUCGUCAACAACAACAAUAAUGAAUUGAAACUUGUCCGGAAAACGGUUGAGCAGCCAAUGCCCCGCCUGCCUAUGACACCGAAACGGGUCAAAGGUGGCACUGUAUCCGCCAAGAAGCCACAGCCCACGGUGCACAGGGUACUACUCUACAGCACCCAAAGUCCCAGGAUGGGGCGGAAGCAGCAGAACCAACGGAGUCUUAGCCAGAAAUCGAGGUCAAUGGGCGGCGGCGGCGGCGGAGACGAGGGCCAGACGGUGAUUCUGCUGGAACCGGAAGCCAAGCCCGAGGACCGUCGCACUCCUAUCGACUUUGACAACAACGAAGACUAUGACGAUGACGACGACCUCGACAAUCUUUCGAAUUUCGAUGAAAGCGAUACGGCAAGUAUCUUGUCGGACACCGAAGACGGCUACCGUGCCUAUGCCUACAAGCUAACCCACUCCGUGGAUCGCUUUGCUUCGUCCCAAAGCACUCCGAGCUUCCUGUCUUCCCAGACCUCUGAUGAAGAUCUCAAGAACCCAGACUCCCUGCUGGUGCCCAGCCUGUUUCCCUACGUUCCCCCGUAUCUCUCAUUCUCGUCGAACACCAAAAAGGGCCCCAAGGUACCGCCAGAACUGCAUCGAGUGCUCAAGUGGCGUGUCACGAACAUAAUGCCAAAGGUGGUUCGUCUUAUUUUGGCGAACAGCGGGAUGCGGAUGUUAAAGAAAACCAACGACUGGAUGGGUGUGUGGGGCAAGCAUUUAAAGUCGCCGUGCUUCAAGACCAUUCGGUCGUAUCAGAAAAUCAAUCACUUGCCGGGCUCCUUUCGCAUCGGCCGCAAGGACUCGUGUUGGAAGAACCUCCAAAGGCAGAUGAUCAAGCACAGCAACAAGGAGUUUGGAUUUAUGCCACGCACUUACAUUAUUCCCAAUGAUUUGGCGGCGUUGCGUCGUCACUGGCCGCGCUAUGCCCAGCGGAAUACGAAAUGGAUUAUUAAGCCGCCGGCUAGUGCUCGAGGGGCUGGAAUUAGGGUAAUAAAUCGAUGGGGACAGAUACCCAAGCGCAGGCCACUUAUUGUCCAAAAGUACAUUGAACGUCCUCUUCUGAUAAAUGGUAGUAAGUUCGACUUGCGCCUUUAUGUGCUGGUAACAUCCGUGAAUCCACUUCGAGUGUUUAUGUACCAUAACGGACUGGCAAGAUUUGCUUCAGUUAAGUAUAGUGCCAAGUCGGACACCCUGAACGAUCGCUGCAUGCAUUUAACCAACUACAGCAUCAACAAAUUCUCUUCCAACUACUCGAAGAACGAGGAUGUGAAUGCUUGCCACGGUCACAAGUGGACCAUCAAGUCGCUGUGGACUUAUUUGGCCAAUCGAGGAGUACGCACCGACUGCCUUUGGGAAGCCCUACGUGCUCUAGUCCUCCGAACGAUCCUUUCCGGCGAGAAUGGAAUUAAUAGCAUGAUCAGAGCUAACGUUGAGUCCAAAUACAGUUGCUUCGAGCUUUUUGGCUUCGAUGUUAUUCUGGAUUCUGAUUUAGUUCCUUGGCUAUUGGAAGUGAACAUAUCCCCGAGCUUGCACUCUGAACUGCCAUUAGAUGCUCAUGUGAAGGCGCCUUUGGUGCAGGGUGUUCUAAACACGGCAUUGUAUAAUGUUCCUCCCAAGCUGUCGAUGGAUAAGCAAAGGGAACUGGCUGCCGAAUUUUCGUUUCCCCCUGGAACUCAAAUGUGUUAUGACAAACGGCUGUACAUAAAUUAUCUAUCCCGCGAGGAGAAAGUGAAGCACAACACCUUCACAAGGAAGACCAUGGAAGAUCGGAAUGAGUAUGUCGAUGCCAUCUUGUCGAAUCUGACUCCUGAUGAUGUUCGCUGUCUCAUUAUCGCCGAGGAUGAGCUGGCGCGUUGUGCUCCCCUGGAACGCAUUUUCCCAACCGAUCAAACGUACAAGUACCUUAAAUAUAACGAUAGUCCGCGGUAUUAUAACCGUCUGUUGGAUGCAUGGGAGUCCCGGUAUGCCAACAAUCGUACGGAGGGCAUUGCGCUGCUGCGAGACCUCUGCCAAAAUAAAUAUCAUCUUCAGGUGCCGUCACCGCCGGCCAAAAAGGUGAGAUCUCUAUUCAUCAAUGGUGCAAACGCUUUUCACAAGACUCAUUUGAAUUAAUCGUGAAUACAAUACUUGCCAAGGGGUAUACUAUUCAUUAAGCAGAUAUUGAUUUUGUUUUUAAGCUUAUUGUUUUGCCAAAAUUAAAAAAUAUAUUUACUUAAGUUCUUAUAAUUAUUCUCAAACCCGUGUGCACUCUAGCACUCGGUUCGUGUUAUUUUCCUAAUAGAUUUAAUAUUUCUCUUAUCAACAACAAUUAUUUUUAUACACCAAACAAAUUAUAUGAAUAUGAAUAUGAAUAUGAAAAGAAAAAGAAAAUCAGUUUAAUAUAAAACAUACAUUCUCGACUUUUGUUAAAUUUUGAGGGCUGUUGGAGAUUGAUACAAUCGUUCUUUUGGCGCUGCCGUGCUUUUUGCCAUCGUAAGUUUUAUCUGAUUGACCAUUCAGGGUCAACAGCCUCAAAUCCAAAUCCAAAUCUAAAUCCAAAUCCAAUUAAAACUCCAAUAUUAGUAGAUAGUGAGAAAACCAGUAAGCUUGUGUUAUAAUAUCGUAUUGUCUUUAUUUAUGAAUUUGUAUCCAGGACAACAGAGUGUAUUUGUCAUCUCAACCGGUUAACUAUAAACUAACGUAAAAGUCUUUUGUUUUCUUUAACCAGUAAUGCAUAGGUAAAUAACGAAGCUUAAAUAAACUUCAAUUGUAGAGGGAUGGUCGAAUAGUGUUGUUCUCUUUUGGUACUUUGGUGAUAAUACUUAGUACUUAUUCCAAAACUGUAAUCAAAACUGUUUCUCAUAGAAUUUUGAAUUAAAAAAUUAAAAUUAAAUUUAUCACCGAAUCCAUAAUACACAUGUACUGCAUAGCAAUUAAAAUCUUAUGUUUUUCGGUUCGUUUAUGACGUUACCCCAUCACUAUAAUUUCUUUUUAUGUCUCUACGUACAUGUAUUUGAAGUAUAUUGAAGGUGAUCACACUGCAUACUCUUUACACAUGAGCCCCGAACAAGAAUUCCUUUCGACGCCAGGAUUACUUCAUCAAGUUUAUGAGAUGGAUAUUAAAGUGACAGUCGCUGCCAUCGUAUUAUUGGUAGUCAUUAUUGUUAUUGUUAGUGCAAUUACCUUAGUCAUAAUAAAAUAUGUAUAUAUUUGAUAUUUAUUAUUAAUAUUAAUAAAUUCAAAAAUAUUUGUAAAUAGGUUAUUGAAAUAUAUAAGAAUAUAUAAAGGAUGUACUGUUUUGGGACAUUCGCCCAAUUGCGUAAUUCGUAACUAAAUUGUGAUUCCCGUUUUUGUAAUAGAUUGGACUAGUAUUAUUUCUAUAAAUGAAUUUACUAUUAAAUUCUUAGAUAUUACUAAAUUAA
Messenger RNA from Drosophila ananassae, 5201 nucleotides. RefSeq names its product tubulin polyglutamylase TTLL4 (gene TTLL4A). The transcript has 11 exons. The record is from RefSeq and is a predicted model, not a curated record. NCBI's taxonomy places the organism in Eukaryota, Metazoa, Arthropoda, Insecta, Diptera, Drosophilidae. The coding region runs from base 595 to 3912 and encodes 1105 amino acids. Gene Ontology annotation, molecular function: tubulin binding; tubulin-glutamic acid ligase activity. Gene Ontology annotation, biological process: protein polyglutamylation; microtubule cytoskeleton organization. Gene Ontology annotation, cellular component: cilium.